AUGGCAACAUCCACCGAUUCAAACAAGUUACAGCUUCCCGAUAGCUUUUUAUCUGCUCCUCCAAAACGAGGAAGUACUCCUGGUCGACAACAAGGGCGCAUAGUCGUCGUUGCAUACGAUGAAACUCGUGCUAGCGACGCCAUCCUCGAUCGUGUUAUUCGAACAGGGUUACUUGAACCUAAUGAUGACAUCCAUCUCGUGCAUAUUCUUCAACAAAGCGAUUUCUUUUCCAGCCUGACACCAAAAAACCUAUCAAGCAACCUGUAUCACAACAUGCCUGCUGGCUACGACAUGAACGUAGGAAGGUCAUCCAACGGUAGCGAUAGUGACCUUGUAAAGAACGUCAAAGAAGAUUUGCUAUUAGCUGUUGCCGAUGUACUCAGGAAGCAUUCGUUCAAUAACGUACAUUGCGAGGUCAUUCAAGGUGACCCAAAGGAAUCUCUUGUCGACUACUGUCGUAGCGUACACCCACUAAUGAUGAUGACUGGCUCACGUGGUUUUGGUAAAGUCAAAAGCUCCAUCUUGGGAUCGGUAUCCGAAUACCUCACAAAGCAUUGCCCUUGCCCUGUGAUGAUUGUCAAGGUGACCGAAGCCGAAAUCGAAGCCCGUAAUAAGAUGAAUGAAGAAAAGCAGAAAACGUUCAAGCAGAGACUAGCUGAUAUGGGUCUUACAAUGUGA
Molecule: messenger RNA, 678 nt
Organism: Lichtheimia ornata
Lineage: Eukaryota; Fungi; Mucoromycota; Mucoromycetes; Mucorales; Lichtheimiaceae
Exons: 3
Coding region: 1-678 (225 amino acids)
Source: RefSeq, a predicted model, not a curated record